Molecule: messenger RNA, 662 nt
Organism: Dreissena polymorpha
Lineage: Eukaryota; Metazoa; Mollusca; Bivalvia; Myida; Dreissenidae
Product: cytochrome P450 4V2-like
Exons: 5
Coding region: 189-662 (157 amino acids)
Molecular function (GO): monooxygenase activity; oxidoreductase activity, acting on paired donors, with incorporation or reduction of molecular oxygen; heme binding
Source: RefSeq, a predicted model, not a curated record
UGACAGAGAAAAAGAUAAUGGAAUAAAAUGGGAAAACUUUUUCUUUAUAACAAACACCCACAAGGUUUUACUGCACUGGUGACAAAUGGAAGUCAAGAAGGAAGUUGCUUACACCAACUUUUCACUUCAAAAUUCUCAACGAUUUUGUCAGUGUAUUCAACGACCAGAGCAAAGUUCUUUUAGAGAAAAUGCGGGGGCUAGCAGAUGGGAAAACAACAGUUAACGUUUUCAACGAUAUCACACUUUGUGCUCUGGAUAUCAUUUGCGAGACUGCAAUGGGUCGCAGUGUGAAUGCCCAACUGAACAGUGACUCUGAUUACGUGCAGGCAGUUUACAGGGCAUCUGAGUACACAUUCAUUAGACAGAGAAGCCCCUGGCUGUGGCCAGACUUUCUGUUCCGACUAAUUGGACCCGGCAAGAAGUAUGAUGAGUCCUUGAACAUACUGCACAGUUUUACUGAAAAGGUUAUCAAAGAGAGGCACAUGAGUUCUGGAAGAGGUAUGACCAAAACAAAGAUAACGAUGGAGCAAAUGCUGAGCGAACAGGACUCAGCAGGGGACAGAAACAGCGACUGGCCUUCUGGACAUGCUGUGUGUACGUCAUCUGAAGGAAGCGACUCUCAUUCCUCGACAUCAGAGAGGAGUGGAUACAUUCAUGUUUGA